Messenger RNA from Arabis nemorensis, 720 nucleotides. Lineage: Eukaryota; Viridiplantae; Streptophyta; Magnoliopsida; Brassicales; Brassicaceae. The record is from the annotation of a GenBank genome assembly.
AUGGAGCUCCGUAAACGGAAAAUCCGAGCUCCGUUACCCAUAUUCGUAACUAUUACGUUAUUCCUCCUUCAGCUUUGGGCCGUUACGGCCCAUACCAACAAUAGCGGUGAAUCUUCCGCACAACCCUCUGUUAACUCCCCGUUAGUGAAGACCAGUACUCGAUUGCUGUCGUCAUCACCGUCGUUCACGGGAAAAAGAUUCUCGUUCCGGUUUAGGUGGAGGAAAAGACGACGUCGUAACAAAGUGAACAGAGCGAGCAUAGAGUUUCUAUUCGCACACAACCUCAUACGAGCGCGCGUGGGAGAACCGCCGUUAGAAUGGGACGGGAGACUAGCGGCGUACGCGCGCGCGUGGGCUAAUCAGCGCGUGGGAGACUGUAGGCUUGUUCAUUCCAACGGUCCGUUUGGAGAAAACAUAUUUUGGGCCGGACAGAAUAAUUGGAGGCCCAGUGACGUUGUUAAAGUUUGGGCCGAUGAGAAUAGGUUCUACGAUGUGAAAUCUAACACGUGUCAGCCGGAGCAGAUGUGUGGACAUUACACGCAGAUCGUGUGGAAAGAUAGUACCAAGGUUGGGUGCGCACGUGUGGAUUGUUCGGAUGGUGGUAUAUAUGCGAUUUGUGUUUAUAACCCACCGGGAAAUUACGAAGGUGAGAAUCCGUUCGGGAGUUAUACAGACAAUAUUGGUCUUACCCGGGAUGAUCCACCGGCGGUGAUCGUGUAA